Messenger RNA from Nestor notabilis (Kea), 4110 nucleotides. Its product is annotated as alpha-2-macroglobulin-like protein 1. The transcript is spliced from 34 exons. Gene Ontology annotation, cellular component: extracellular region. The record is from RefSeq and is a predicted model, not a curated record. NCBI's taxonomy places the organism in Eukaryota, Metazoa, Chordata, Aves, Psittaciformes, Psittacidae. Gene Ontology annotation, molecular function: endopeptidase inhibitor activity. The coding region runs from base 1 to 4110 and encodes 1369 amino acids.
AUGCUAAAGUUCUUCCCUUCCUCCAGGAAGGAACGGGGGCACUGGCAGAACAGGGUCCCUCCUCCUGUUGGAAAUCCCGAUGAAGUGGCUUUUAUUGUUAUCACAGUCCUGGAAGACAACUCAGAGUUUCAGAAGAAACAGAAAGUCCUAAUCAAGCAAACAUACAAGAGGACUUUUAUCCAGACAGACAAACCUGUGUACAAACCUGGACAGAUUGUCAAGUUGCGAAUUGUAACCUUGGAUCAGAACUUCAUUGCCAGCAAUGGAACGGACCCCAAAGGGAACCGAAUUGCACAGUGGCUGAAUGUUACGCCUGUGGGAGGCAUCGUGGAUCUGUCCUUCCCUCUAGCAGCAGAAGCACAGGUUGGAGAGUACACCAUCAAAAUGCCUGACCGCACACAUACCUUCAGCGUAGAAGAGUAUGUGCUGCCCAAGUUCAGUGUCUCCAUCCAGAUGCCUCAGGUGGUCACAAUCUUGGAGGAUAACUUCCGUCUCCACAUCUGUGGCAUAUACACAUAUGGGAAACCAGUCCGGGGCAGUGUGAAGGCUGUGGUGUGCCGUAAACACAUCCGCUAUAAUCGGAAGUCUUCCAAAGCCAAGCGCAGUAUUUGCAAGGAUUACAUUGGUGAGACAAACGAGGAUGGCUGCUUUGCCUCUGACGUGAAUAUUAAGAUCUACCACCAGAAGCGUGAUGACAGUUAUGAUUUCAACCUGGAAGUUGUGGCUUUUCUGAAAGAAAGUGGAACAGGGGUGGAGUUCAACACCACUGAAAACUGCAAGAUCACUUUUGAUAUCACAACUCUACAAUUCUUGGGGACAAGCUACUACUACCAGCAAGGAGCUCCCUACUAUGGAAAUCUAGAACUCAAAAGUGCCAAUGGCACACACCUGAAGAACAAGGAAGUGAUUCUUACAGUGUCCUAUGGUAGAAGGAAGCAGACCAAGACCUACUUCACGGAUGACACUGGGAUGGCCUCUUUCAUCUUAGAGACAUCAGCCUGGGACAACAGCAGUAAAGUUCUACUACAGGCAAAGACCCAGAUGGAGGACUUAAGCAGCCAGAAUGUGAGGGUGUCUUAUGGCACGGCAUCCCUCACCCUGAGGGCCUUCUACUCUUCCAGCCAAAGCUCUGUGAGGAUCCAGCCAGUGCAGGCAAUGCUGCCCUGUGGGGAUGUGCAGCAGGUCCCUGUGCACUAUCGCAUUCUAUCCUCAGAGCUGGGGAAUGGGGCUGACAGAGCAGACUUCUACCACCUGGUUUUAGCCAGAGGAUCCCUCGUGCAUUAUGGCCAAACAACAGUACUUCUUGAUCCACCAUUAGAUCAGUAUAGUGGGGCUUUCAAUGUCACUCUGCCCAUUGACCUCAUUUCACCCAUGGCUACCAUCUUUGUUUACACUGCCUUCCCUGAGGGACAAGUGGCAGCUGACACCUUCAGUCUGAAGGUCUCCAAGUGCUUCAGGAACCAUGUGAAGCUUGGCUUCUCAGACACUGUGGCUCUCCCAGGAUCGGCUGUCCGUCUCCAUUUGCAGGCUGCACCAGGCUCCCUUUGUAGCAUCCGUGCUGUAGACCAGAGCAUCCUUCUCCUGAGGCCAGAGGCUGAGCUAUCCAGGGAUAGUGUGUACUAUAUGUUCAGCUAUUCUCAGGAGCACCCCGCCACCCUCACAGACUCUUACAGUGACUACUGUACUAUCCACAAGAGUCCAGGAACAAUCGGUUCUCCUCAGACCACCCUUCCACCAGGAACAAUGUCACCGUUCAUGUACAACAGAUACUCUUAUGCAGUGUCCCAGCCAGAUGUUUAUGAACUUCUGAAGAAUUCAGGUCUAACAUUUUUAACCAGCCUUAAAAUCAAGUCUCCAAUUGAGUGCCGCACCCAGACCACUUUCUACUACGACUACAUGUCUUAUGGUGAGCUGCCAGACUUGGACAACUUGGACCCAGAAACAGAAGCUGCAGUUGAACGUGCUGAGUCAGAGCACAUUGAGCUGGGUAGCAAGGCAGGGCCAGUCAUUAAUAAAGUCAUUAAGCAGUAUUGGCCCAAGUGUCAGUCCCUGAGGGAUGUCACGGGGAGCCAUGGGUUUGGAAUCUCAGAAACCACCAGUCUGCGGAGCUUCAAGCCCUUCUUCGUGGAACCCACCUUGCCCUACUCUGUCUUUCGGGGAGAGUCAUUUCCCCUGAAAGUCAAAGUCUUCAGCUACCUGAAGCAGUGUAUGGUGCUCCAGGUUAGCCUAAAGGAGUCCAUGGAUUUUGAAUUUGUGCAUGCAAAUGUCAAGUUCACUAUUUGUCUGUGUCCUGACUCAGCAAAAACAUUUUCCUGGGAUGUGAAGGCUACAAAAUUAGGGAAGGUGAAUUUCACUGUCGCUGCUGAGGUGGUGGAGCAGGAAGAUGUUUGCACUGAGAGUACAGGUGUUGUGCCAGAGUCUGGAGGGAAGGACACGGUGGUUAAACACCUCCUGGUGAAGGCAGAGGGGCUGCUGGAGGAAAAGACCCACACCUCACUCCUGUGCCCUAAAGGAACUUCAGCUUCAGAGACAAUCACUUUCACUAUGCCCGAGAACAUGGUCCUUGGGUCAGAGAGAGCCCACAUCACUUUCUUAGGUGACAUUCUGGGGACAGCACUGGACAAUGUAGAUGAGCUCCUCCAGAUGUCCAGUGGCUGCGGUGAGCAGAAUAUGGUUCAUUUUGCCCCCAAUGUCUUUAUCACACGAUACCUUGAAGAAACAGGACAACUGACUCCAGAAAUCAAACAGAAGGCAAUUGGCUAUUUGGAAAGUGGAUAUCAGCGGCAACUCCUGUACAAGCACGCAGAUGGCUCAUACAGUGCCUUUGGGGAAGGAAGUGAGCCAGGGAACACAUGGCUUACUGCCCUUGUCCUCAAGACCUUCAGCCAAGCCCGGGACUUCAUCCACAUAGAUGAGCAAAAUAUAAAAGAUGCUGCCAAUUCCCUGAUUAAAAGUCAGACUCCAUCUGGCUGCUUCAAGAGUGUGGGGAAGCUCUUCAACAAUGGUCUGAUGGGUGCAGUGGAGGAAGGACUGGGGCUGAGCUCUGCAGUCAUCACAGCUCUCAUACACUCAGGGAUGCCACGCUCUGACCCAGUUGUGGGGAAAGCUCUGAAAUGUAUAAAGGACCUGGUCAAUGCUGAUACUGACAGUUCCAACCUCUAUAGCCUGGCACUAGCUGCAAACGCCUUUGCAGUAGCAGGUGAUAAAGCCCUCAGGCAGAAAAUCCUCCGAAGGUUGGAUAAGGCCGCCAUAAUAUCAGAUGACCAAAUAUUCUGGAGUCAACAGUCCAAACAGGAAGAAGGCUCUCUCUAUUGGUAUCAGGCUCCAUCUGUUGAUGUGGAACUGACGUCUAGUAUCCUCAUGGCUCACCUUUCAAAGUCAAGUUUGUCUUCAGACGAAAUCAGAAAGGCAUCCCAGAUUGUGUCUUGGCUCACCAAGCAGCAAAACCCUUAUGGAGGCUUUGCUUCAACCCAGGACACAGUGGUUGCUCUGGAAGCCCUAGCCCUGUAUGCAACCAAGACCUUCAGCAAGGAUGGCCUUGAUCUUCAGGCUUCCCUCUCUUCUGAGGGUUUCCACCAGAACAUCCGAGUAGACAACACCAAUCGCCUCCUGCUGCAGACAGUGGAGCUGCCAGCCAUUCCCCAAGACUAUACUGUGCAUGUGCAGGGCCAUGGGUGCCUCUUCCUGCAGGCCAUUCUGCGGUACCACAUCCCUCCAGUGAGGAGCGACGUCACCUUUGCUGUGUCUGUGCAGACAGAGUGCGCCGCACCCAACAUCACCCAGUUCCCUGUCACCAUUCGUGCUCGCUACACAGGGAACCGUGUGUCCACCAACAUGGUCUUGAUCCAAGUGGAGCUGCUGUCAGGAUACAGCCCCGUGGCAGGUUCGCUGGAAGAGCUAAAGAAAAUGCCUUUAGUGAAGAAAGUUGAAAGCAAAGCUGACCAAGUCAUUCUCUACCUGGAGGAACUGACUAGACAGCCUCACACCUACACUUUGAUGGUGCAGCAGGACAUGCAAGUGAAGGAUCGUAAGCCAGCUAAUAUCAAGGUCUACGAUUACUACAUGCCAGAAGAAACUACAGUGAUGAGCUACAGCGCUCCAUGCGAGUAA